This is a messenger RNA of Ceratitis capitata (Mediterranean fruit fly), 2215 nucleotides long. RefSeq names its product putative transporter SVOPL. Gene Ontology annotation, molecular function: transmembrane transporter activity. The coding region runs from base 264 to 1874 and encodes 536 amino acids. Gene Ontology annotation, biological process: transmembrane transport. The record is from RefSeq and is a predicted model, not a curated record. Lineage: Eukaryota; Metazoa; Arthropoda; Insecta; Diptera; Tephritidae. The transcript has 10 exons.
AAAGCAUUCCUGUUCCGUCAGUAAACGCGAGUGGUUGGUCUUCGAAAAAGAUUGAUUCGAAUGCAUUUCAAUAAAGGCAAUAUAUACAUAAAUGUAGUAAAUAUAUUGAAUGUGAAGAUUUCAAACCAAUUAAUAUUAAGUUCGAAACAAUAAGUUUUUAUUAAUUCUAAUUUGUAUCAAUUAAUGUACUUGGAAGCGUAGCCCCAUUUCGUGUUUAUAUAGUGAUUUUUGUGAAACACAAAUUUGUACUUACUCUCCACAAAAUGGAAAAUAAUUCAAAAAGUGAUAAUCAAAGAGCAGAUGAUCCGGCCGAUUUUGAGAAAGCCAUGGAAUCAACCGGUUUCGGGAGAUUCAAUUUAACUUUGCUUGUAGUUGGAAUAUUUGCAAGCUGUGCUUCUGUUUUCGAAACUACAACAAUGUCAUAUAUUCUUCCGAUAGCGGAAUGCGACCUUGAAAUGACUCUAUUCGAUAAAGGCGUAUUAAAUGCAGCCACAUAUGCGGGUAUGAUAACGUCAGCAAUUAUUUGGGGUUAUCUCGCGGACACAAUUGGCAGGAAAAAAGUUCUGGUUUAUGGUUAUUUGGCCGAUGCCGUUUGUGUUCUUUGCAGCUCCAUAACACAGAAUUUUCAAAUGCUUGUGGCAUUCAAAUUUCUUGGUGGUUUUAUCGUGAAUGGACCCGGCGCAGUACUCUUUACAUAUUUGACUGAAAUGCACAGCUCGAAGCACCGCCCACGUGUCCUUAUGAUUUUAGGAAUGAUUAUGUCAGUAGCAACUCUAAUUUUACCAUUAUUAUCAUGGGCGAUAUUCCCCAGGGAUUGGGAUUUUAUAUUAUUUGACACCAUUCGAGUGCACUGUUGGCAGAUAUUUUUGGCUGUAUGUAGUUUGCCGAGUUUGAUUGGUGGGUUAGGAUUAAUUACUUUGCCGGAAAGUCCAAAGUUUCUUAUGUCCCAAGGAAGGAAUGCUGAAGCUCUACAUGCCUUCCAGAAAAUUUAUUCUGCAAAUACGAGAAAGCCCAUGAACUCCUAUCCUAUCAAGGAGCUAGUUGAAGAAGUACCAAAUCGUAGUUCGAACGUAAAUGAGGUAGUUUUUACUGUGGAAAAUAAACCGGUUAAGCCGAAGUUUAAACGUGAACCCAGAACAUGUUCUCAAGCAUUCAACGAAGGUUUGCAACAGACCAAGCCCAUGUUCAAGAUGCCAUUAUUAGGACACUCGAUUCACGCAUACGCAAUGCAGUUUUGCAUUUUACUUGGUUUAAAUACGAUUAGACUUUGGCUGCCUCAGCUGUUUGCAUCAAUUGCUGAAUAUGAAGCCCUUGACAGUUCUAAUUCCAAUUCAGCUAACCUCUGCACAAUUCUCGAGUACAGCGUAAACAAAACUUCGGUGGCAACCAAUAUUUUAGAAAAGUGUGAUCAGCGACCGCAAGUGUCUAUGGAACUGUACACAAAUAAUAUAAUAGUUUCGGCAACUGGUUUGGUGGCUUACAGCUUCGCGGGAAUCGUAGUUCGAGUUUUGGGAGCAAAACGUCUGCUCACAUACGGAUUGUUAAUUUCCGGGGUUCUCGGCAUAUCACUAUAUUGGUCGGUAAAUGGUCUCACCACUCUGAUAAUAUCAUCUGCUUUUCUAGCAAUAGCCAGCGUGUCAACGUCAUCUCUAUUAGGAGUCGUAAUUAAUGUUUUUCCAACUUCUUUACGAUCGCUAGUUGUUGCUAUAGCAAUGAUGUUUGGUCGCUUGGGUGCUUUAUCUGGAAAUAUGUUAUUUCCGAUUUUUAUGGAAAUGGGUUGCAUACAACCUUUCCUUAUGGUCGGCAUUGUAUUGCUGGUUGCGAGCGCUUUGUCCUGCAUUUUGCCAAACCCCAAGAAAAUCAUCAUGAAAUAAUCCUGAUAUACUAAUUAUGGAAAAUAAAUUUCCCAUAAUGUAGAGAAUUAUUUCUACUAAUAGGCUUAUUAAAGUUAUUUAUUUCAAUCAUUUUUAACAACUUUCUACAGUUUAUUUUAGGCUAAAUUAAAAAAUAAGUAAAUAAAUAUGUAUAUGUACUUACCCAGUUGAAAAAAGUCUUGUGGAAUCGAGAAGUACCUAUGAAGUACGUGUAGGUAUGGCGGUUUUUGGAAUAGUUUCGUAAUUAACAUCUAUUUAUAAACGUGUAAUUGAAUUUUUAUGAUAUGUAUUUAUAUUUUAUAUUUUAAUUAACCUGUAGAGUACGUUAUUUUUAUUUAAUA